UAUUUCUAUUUACCUAUUUGUUGUGACAUUGACUUUGACAUUUGUUUUUGUGAUGUUUUAUUUCGUUUUAUAAUCUAAUUUUAUUAUUUAAUUAAUUUUAAGAGUUCCUACACCAAUCAAAAAUGCAUAGAUCUGCGUUAACUACUAGUAUAAAGCAGUUUGCCCGUCAGAUAGUGUAUGUUCCAAAACAUAAACCACCAAACCAUGAAGACUUUGAGGUUCUCAAAGAUUUUCUGUCAAAGUACAAAAAUAUUCUUAUCGUUACUGGAGCUGGUAUUUCCACGGAAUCUGGAAUUCCAGACUACAGAUCAGAAGAGGUUGGUUUAUAUGCUCGCAGCAACCACAAGCCCAUACAAUACCAAGAGUUUGUGAAGUAUCCUAAAGUCAGACAGAGGUACUGGGCGAGGAACUUCGUAGGAUGGCCAAGGUUUAGUGCCGUCCAGCCAAAUAAUACUCAUUUGGCUAUUAGGGAGUUAGAAAAGAUGGGAAAGGUAACUUCAAUUGUCACACAAAAUGUUGACCGUCUGCAUCACAAGGCUGGCUCAGAAAACGUGAUAGAACUCCAUGGCACAGGGUACAUAGUGAAAUGUCUGAAGUGCCCUUAUGAAAUAAGUAGGGAAGAACUACAGGUGGAACUUAUGAAGAAUAACCAAUACAUGGAAAGUAGUUUCACCAUGAUAAGGCCUGACGGUGAUGUGGACUUACCUAGAGAACAAGUUGACAAGUUCAGGUCACCUCUAUGCCCUAAAUGUGAAGGUCCCUUGAAACCAGACAUUGUGUUUUUCGGAGACAACGUCCCAAAGGAAAGGGUAGAUAAAGUCAGAAGUGAAGUGUCCUCCAGUGAUGCAGUGUUUGUCCUGGGUUCUAGUCUAACAGUUUAUUCAAGUUAUAGAAUCAUUUUACAGGCUAAAGAGGAACAUAAGAAAGUAGCUGUACUAAAUAUAGGCCCUACUAGAGCUGAUGAUAUUGUUGAUAUCAAGGUAUCUACCAAGUGUGGUGAUAUUCUACCGGAGUUAUGUAACAGUAUAGGCAAAACCCUUAGUUGAGAAAUAGUACCUGAUUGAAUUAUAUUGUGAUGUGAUCUUACUACCUCAUAAGUGUUACUUUUGUUGAAUUAGUUUUAUUGAUUUAUGUUUUAUAAAUAA
Molecule: messenger RNA, 1145 nt
Organism: Helicoverpa armigera (cotton bollworm)
Lineage: Eukaryota; Metazoa; Arthropoda; Insecta; Lepidoptera; Noctuidae
Gene: Sirt4
Product: NAD-dependent protein deacylase Sirt4
Exons: 4
Coding region: 123-1046 (307 amino acids)
Cellular component (GO): nucleus; mitochondrial matrix
Molecular function (GO): NAD+ binding; NAD-dependent protein lysine deacetylase activity
Source: RefSeq, a predicted model, not a curated record